This is a messenger RNA of Sungouiella intermedia, 1560 nucleotides long. The record is from the annotation of a GenBank genome assembly. Lineage: Eukaryota; Fungi; Ascomycota; Pichiomycetes; Serinales; Metschnikowiaceae.
AUGGCGAAAGAUCACUCCAAAUUCGAACGAGAUGCGGGCAAAUUCCCCAAGAAGGUAUCUCGUGCCAAGUCGAGACGUAUCAAUAAUGGUAUGAAGAAGGUCGACGCAGAGUACAAGGAGUUUCUCAAAACCUCUGCCGAAACUGAAAUGUUGCUUCAAGAAGAAGCUGGUUUCUUGGAGGCAGACGGCCCUAUGGAAAAAACGUGGAAGUUCAGACAAGAAGACAUUGUCGAUGCUGUAGAUGUUUCCACUGCAAACAAGAAGAUCGACUUGAAACUCAACGAGUUGGGCCCCUAUAACAUAGACUUCUCGAGAAACGGCCGAAAACUCUUGAUCGGAGGUAAGAAGGGCCAUGUGGCAUCAAUGGACUGGCGUCUCGGCACGCUUGAUUGCGAGCUCUUCCUCAAUGAAACGGUACACGCCGUGAAGUACUUCCACAACGAUCAGUACUUUGCUGUUGCCCAAAAGAAGUAUGCAUUCAUCUACGACAAAACCGGUCUCGAGCUCCACCGUUUGAAACAGCACCGUGAAAUCACUAAAUUGGACUUCUUGCCAUAUCAUUUUCUCCUUGUGACCGCCGGUACCUCAGGAAUCUUGAAGUAUCAUGAUGUAUCCACAGGUGUAAUUAAGAGUGAACUACGCACCAAAUUGGGCCCCACUCAAGCCAUGAAACAGAACCCCUGGAACGCAGUUAUGCACUUAGGACACGGAAAUGGUGCUGUGACAUUAUGGGCUCCCACCAUGCCGGAGCCUUUGGUGAAGAUCCAAGCCACUGGAGGUCCUGUCAGAGAUUUGGCUAUCGAUAGAGAAGGAAAGUACAUGGCUGUCAGCGGUGCUGACCGCAGUAUAAGAAUCUGGGACUUGCGAAAGCUCGAGCAGAUGGACAGUUAUGGAAUGAAAACUCCAGCCUCGUCUUUGGAUUUCUCUGAUUCUGGUCUCUUAUCUGCUGGAUGGGGUCCAAAUGUCACCGUUUGGAAAGAUGUCAUGAAAACACACCAGAAAGAGCCAUACAUGCAGCAUCUUUUCCCGGGAGCUAAGGUGGAAAAGACUCGAUUCGUUCCCUUUGAGGAUGUGUUGGGAGUUGGCCAUCAGAAGGGAAUUUCCUCGCUCAUUAUUCCAGGUGCUGGUGAGGCUAACUUCGAUGCCAUGGAGUUGAACCCAUAUGAAUCCUCGAAACAGAGACAGGAGGGUGAAGUGAGACUGUUGUUGAACAAGUUGGCUCCAGACACCAUUUCUUUGGACCCAUCUUUCAUUGGAACUGUUGAUAAGAACGCCAGAAACGUCAGAUUGAACAAAGAGGAUCUCCAGGCUAUCCAGGCGCAAGAGGCCAACGAUAAGGAGGCAGCAGAGUUUGCCAUCAGACCGGACCUCAAGCCGGAGCAAUCGAAGUUGAAGAAGUACUUGGAGAAGAACAAGAACAACGUCAUGGACGCACGUAAAAUGAGAGCAGAGAGAAACUUGAAGAUGGAAGAGGAGAGAAGAGAGAAAUUGAGACUCAAGGAGAUGGGUGUGCCUGAUGAAAGGGACAAGUUGGGUCCAGCUUUGGGUAGGUUUGUGUAA